This is a messenger RNA of Andrographis paniculata, 1497 nucleotides long. Its product is annotated as CDP-diacylglycerol--glycerol-3-phosphate 3-phosphatidyltransferase 2-like. Lineage: Eukaryota; Viridiplantae; Streptophyta; Magnoliopsida; Lamiales; Acanthaceae. The transcript has 7 exons. The coding region runs from base 111 to 1124 and encodes 337 amino acids. The record is from RefSeq and is a predicted model, not a curated record. Gene Ontology annotation, molecular function: CDP-diacylglycerol-glycerol-3-phosphate 3-phosphatidyltransferase activity. Gene Ontology annotation, biological process: glycerophospholipid biosynthetic process. Gene Ontology annotation, cellular component: membrane; chloroplast envelope.
AAGAAGCUUUCCUUCCGUUGCAUCGAAAUGCCGAAUGUAUUCUUCCCGUCCACCAUCAUCAAACGUGCGCCUCUCCUGCUAACCUGAGCCUCCCCAUGCGCAUUUAACAUAUGCUCCACCACCCACCCGCCAUGCCAGGCGCCUCCAAACUGUCAAAUUUCACCGUCCUUUGCGCUCGCAAACCCUAUAAAUUGUCCAACAAUUUCUCCCCCUACCCCUCCGCCGUUGCUGCCACCGUCGCUUCCCCUAAGAGGUAUUUCGCCGGCUGCCGGUGGAGGAAAACCGCAUGGUUAUCUGCCGGACGCAUUGAAUUCGCCGCCUAUCGUUUUUGCCAUAUCCGGCAGAAUCCUCCCUUUGCUACCUCUGAUCCUUUGGGUAAAGGGACGGAUUGUCGUUUCCAUCGUCGUGCGGACGGUAAAUUUGGGGCUGAAAUGGGUGCCGCAGCUAAUGGCAAGGUCGACACACAAUGCAACGCUUCCGAUUUAGCGUCGCAGCGAAACAGCGGCGAGAAACCUUCGGGAAAGCAGCCUAAAUUUCUCACGUUGCCGACGAUCUUGACGAUUGGUCGCGUUGCCGCCGUGCCGCUCCUUGUCAGUACCUUUUAUCUUGAGAGCUGGUGGGGACCUGCUGCUACAACUGGAAUUUUCAUACUGGCUGCCAUUACGGAUUGGCUCGAUGGAUACCUUGCUCGAAAGAUGAAAUUGCUUACCCAGUUUGGUGCAUUUUUGGAUCCAGUGGCUGAUAAGCUUAUGGUAGCUGCCACUUUGAUCUUGUUAUGCACCCGGCCAGUUGAAGUUGGUGUGUUAGGUCCAGUGCCAUGGUUAUUUACGGUCCCCGCAAUUGUCAUAAUUGGCCGAGAGAUAACCAUGUCGGCAUUAAGGGAAUGGGCUGCUUCUCAAGACAAGAAGCUUUUGGAGGCUGUUGCUGUUAAUAAUUUAGGGAAAUGGAAAACUGCUACACAGAUGUGUGCAUUGACCAUUCUUUUGGCUGCCAGAGAUGGAAGUCUUGUUGGAGCUGGAACUCUGGUGUCAUCUGGGGUAGUGUUGCUCUACAUCUCAGCAUGGCUUUCGUUGUGGUCGCUGACAGUAUAUAUGAGGAAAAUUUGGAAAGUGCUGAUGCUAUAGAAAGAAGUGUAUUUUUGUGCAAUCCAAGGCAGGCAUACAUACAGUCUUGACUGGGAUCAUCCUACCCUUACCGCUCUCGCUCGGUCAUUACAAAGGGAGGGAUACGACCAAGUAAGUGCCGCUCCUCAAGAUUCUUUCACUUAAUGCAUACAUAGAAGUCCAAUCACAUGAGAAUGCUUGUGAAUUUUUGUUGUCAUUGUUGAGACCCGAAUGUUUAGGCUUUCGGUAGGCUAUAGCACUAUAAUUGUUGGGCUUCGACUCUCACCGGGGGGGAUAUGCUCACUUAUCAUAGUUUGUGUCUUGGUUUGUGCUUAUUCAUUCUUAAAGGUAUCUUUGAUUUCCUUCGUAAAUACAUGAAUACAAGUAUGUCCUA